AUGCGGAUGGGCCCCUCCCACCACGCUCCUCCUGUCUGCAUCAGUCGCCUGCAGGUCACGUGCUCUAUCCUCCCUCACUGGGAAGACCAGUCGAUUCACCCCCAGCCUCGGUUCCUGCUGCUAGCGGGACCAGAAGUGGACCUGUCCACCCUGGACCACGUCAAAGCCCUGCUAACCUGGGACAGGAAGGACGCGGCCACCCUGGAACACAUCAAGCCAUGCUGGUACUGGGACAAGAAGGACCUUGGGCACACUCCAUCCCAGUCAGAGGGACUGGACCCCGCCACUGAGGCCCGGUACCGCAGAGAGGGGGCUCGGUUCAUCUUUGAUGUCGGCACGCGCCUCGGGCUGCACUAUGACACGCUGGCUACUGGCAUCGUUUACUUCCACCGCUUCUACAUGUUCCACUCCUUCAAGCAGUUUCCUCGAUACGUGACUGGAGGAUGCUGCCUUUUCCUUGCAGGGAAAGUGGAGGAAACUCCAAAGAAGUGCAAAGACAUCAUCAAGACAGCCCGCAGUCUGCUCAACGACAUCCAGUUUGCCCAGUUCGGAGAUGAUCCCAAGGAGGAGGUGAUGGUGUUGGAGCGCAUCCUUCUGCAGACCAUCAAGUUUGAUCUCCAGGUGGAGCAUCCCUACCAGUUCCUGCUGCGCUAUGCCAAGCAGCUCAAAGGGGACAAGAACAAGGUGCAGAAGCUAGUUCAGAUGGCCUGGACCUUUGUCAACGACAGCCUGUGCACCAUGGUGGCCCUGCAGUGGGAGCCUCAGAUCAUAGCUGUGGCUGUCAUGUAUCUGGCUGGACGUCUUAGUAAGUUUGACAUCCAGGACUGGACGUCCAAGCAAUCGUCCCGCCGCUGGUGGGAGCAGUUUGUGCACGAUGUGCCUGUUGAGGUCUUGGAAGAUAUCUGUCACCAGAUCCUGGACUUGUAUUCUCAGGCCAAGCAGCAGAUACCUGAUGGUGCAAUAGGGACUGGUGAAGACCCGCCACCGUUGACCGUACUGCCCCCCACUGCCCCACCUUUGGCCAAGAAAGCUUCCCCUCAGACCAGCCCCAGGCCACCUAGGCCAGCUCAGCCCUCUCCCAAAGACGACAGCAAGCCCACUAAACUGACAAAUCUGGAACCUCCUCCGCUUCCCCCUCCACUCCCCCCUCCUCCUCCACCCCCGGUCUCCGUAAACCAAGACCAUAAACCCCCUUCCUCUUACCCACCAGGCCCAGAUCUGUCAUCCAAGCCACCUCUCCCACCUCUCCCCCAUUGCCCACCUCCACCACCUCCUCCACCCAUGGACCUCCCCACCUCCAGCUCACUGGUGUCUAGUGAAGGUUACCAGAAGCUCCAGUCCAUGAUGAAGACCGAGGGCUCCUGUUACACCACUGUACCCCAGGUCUGUGCCCCACCCCUGGGCUAUCACCACUACCCUCCUGGCACCACCGCCUACCACACUCCUCCACUCUCAGCCUACAGCUAUUUGCUUGCUCCUCCUCCGUCAGUGUUGGGGAUGGCCCCUAGUUUGAGUGGUGGGUACCCGCCGCCAUCAGCUGCUGGACAUAAUCCGCUCCCCCCUCCAAUGCCCCCUGGGAUGCCUCCAGUUAGCAGCCUGAGUCGAGGUACUUGGAUGAGAUGAGGGAGAUAAAAGGCUCCAGUGUUUUUGAAAUGUCCAAUUUUAAUGUAACCAGUGUUCUCAUCCAAGUCAUCAUUUGCUUGGAUAAUCUGUGUUAUUGCCUCAUAUCCUAAUUUAAUGUUGAUUGGGAGCAGGUGUUCCAUACUGUUAUCUUUUUAUCAGCCUAUGAAAAAGAACAGCGGCUGUAAAAGGCUGCUAUUUUCUAUCGAUUUUACUCUUUGCAUUGAAGAACAUUUCCAUUUGAUUCAUUCAGACAUGUUAACUGGUAUACAACGCAGUUUUUGUUCUUUCCUUUGUAAAGAAAACCCUUCCGUAACUUAAUUGAUGUAUCUAAUGUUGUGAAUACAGAACCCCCCCCCCCCUCAGAAAUACUGUAGAUGUUUACUUUCUUUGCAAUAAAACAUGAUAUACCAGGA
This is a messenger RNA of Gasterosteus aculeatus aculeatus (three-spined stickleback), 2036 nucleotides long. NCBI's taxonomy places the organism in Eukaryota, Metazoa, Chordata, Actinopteri, Perciformes, Gasterosteidae. The record is from RefSeq and is a predicted model, not a curated record.